AUGCCCAGCGAGAGCAAGACGAGCGCCGACUCGAAGGACGAGAAACACGCCGGCGGGUCGAGCGAGUCCAAAGCUCAUGGUGGCCACGCAAAGGCCGGCGCCAAGGACGACGACGGCAGCAGCUUCGACCCGGACAACAACGACCUGGUGAACAAGGUCAUCUCCUUCUUCUUCGACAACGACGAGUUCGCGCACACGUUCGAGACGUUCGCAGAGACCCACUGCCACGCCUUCGACCUCGACAGCGACGAGAUGAAGCUCGAGUACACGGACAUCUACAACGAGUUCCUCGCUCUGUUCGAGGAGAAGCUCGAAGCGUACAUCCGAUCGCAGGGAGCAACCGUGCACGAGUUCUACGAGCUGGUGCGUCGAGCGUAUGAGCUCGACCGACAAUCAGGCACCGUGCUUUGCUCGGAGAUUCUGGUGGCCACGGCCGACUUCGACGUGUUCGUGCUCAUGAUGCGCCAAACGAAAGAGGCGGCGCUGCUGGCCAAACGUUGA
Messenger RNA from Phytophthora sojae, 501 nucleotides. RefSeq lists its product as hypothetical. The record is from RefSeq and is a predicted model, not a curated record. Lineage: Eukaryota; Oomycota; Peronosporomycetes; Peronosporales; Peronosporaceae. Gene Ontology annotation, cellular component: ciliary base; axoneme. Bases 1 to 501 code for a protein of 166 amino acids. The transcript has 3 exons.